AAGAAAACGAAAACACAGUCAGUUUGGCGGUGCCGCUGAAAAGGAAGGAAGGAAGAGAUAUCCACUGUCCCAAGCCAGAAAGUCAAGGCUUAAAAUCUCGACUCUUCCUUCUCUCUUUUCUUGCUCUCCUCUCUGUUUAUCUCUCUGUGGAGAAGAAAAUGAACUCUCUUUGUAAAUUACCAAACAGCCUAAUCUCAUAUCUGCUAUCGUCAUCCAAAUCUAAUUAUUAUAGUACUUGCAAUUCCGAGGAAGGUUCUCGAUUAUUGAAAGACUAUGCGACGCGGGAAUUCAAUGCUUUCCUGUGGAUUUCUCUUGUUACCAUCACUGCUCUCUUGCUAGAGAAGGUUUUCAAGUUGUUUAGAUUAUGGGCUAAAGCGAGGAGAAUCACCGGCCCUGCUUGUACUUCCUUCUUCGGGCAUAAGAACUUUGGUUCCCGCUGGAAUUUCAUCGACCUGCUGUCGGAGCUGCACAAUAAAUAUGGAUCAGUUUUCAAGUUGUGGUUGGGGCCUACUCAGCUUCUGGUAUCCAUAAAAGACCCAGAACUUAUCAAAGAGAUGCUUUUGAAGGCCGAGGACAAAUUGCCUUUUACUGGAAAGGCUUUUCGUUUAGCCUUUGGACGAUCAAGCCUUUUCUUCUGCUCCUAUGAUCAGGCAGAAAAAAGGAGAGAAUCAUUGGCAUUGCAGUUGAAUGAAAAGUUGCUUGGUAGAGCAAAUGUAAUUCCUAAAUAUGUCAUAGAUUGUGUCAUGGAAAGACUAGAUGAGAUGAGCAAAGGAGUUGUUGAUUGUAAAAUGGUUUCUCAGCAUAUGGCUUUUACCAUUUUGGGGACAACACUCUUUGGAGAUGCAUUCUUGGCAUGGUCCAAGGCAAAUUUCUAUGAGGAGCUUCUAAUGAUGAUUGCUAAAGAUGCCUCCUUUUGGGCCUCAUAUAGAGUUACUCCCUUCUGGAAACAGGGAUUUUGGAGGUACCAGUCUUUGUGCACUAAUUUGAAAUAUUUAACUCAGGACAUUGUUCAACAGUGCAGAAAAAACUGCAAACUUUUUCACCAUGUGGAUCAAAACUCCAAUGAUGAAACUGUCAAAUAUGGGAUGAAAGCUGCAUCUGGCAUGCCAACAUCUGGUGAUGUGUUGCAAGAUAAAUUCUCAAGGGAGAUUGAUGGCCAUCAUAAUUUAAGGGAAGAGCCGUGUGGGAAUAUUAUGGGUAUGAUGUUUCAUGGAUGCAUUGCCACUGCAGGUUUGGUGACUAAUAUCUUGGAGAGGCUUGUCACAAAUCCAGAGAUACAGGAUAAGAUAUACUCAGAGAUUAUUAUUGUAAGGCAAGGGUCAAUGAAAGAUGCUGAAAACGUUGAUAAGAUGGUUUUGCUGUUGGCAACUAUUUAUGAAUCAGCUCGACUUGUGUCACCAGGACCUUUGCUACAAAGAUGUUCUUUGAAAGAUGAUUUGAGACUCAAAAAUGGUGUAAUUAUACCAGCUGGAGCAGUACUAGUUGUACCUGUGCAUUUGCUGCAGAUGGAUGAUGCUAGUUGGGGCAGUGAUGCUAGCAAAUUUAAUCCAUACCGGUUUUUGUCAAAAGUUGGAAAGGUUUCUGAUUCAGAGCAGGAUAAUUCAUUUACAGAGGUUUCUGAAGGUGCUGUUGACCUGACUCGGAGCUCAUUCAUUUUGAAUGAUCCAAAUGACAAUGCAGCAUUUCUUCCCUUUGGUUCUGGUACACGUGCGUGUGUGGGUCAGAAAUUUGUAAUGCAAGGAGUUGCCACUUUGUUCGCUUCAUUACUUGAACGCUACGAGGUAAGGCUUCAACCAGGAUUGGGAAAUGACCCAAAAUCAACCGGUCCAGAGAUAGUAUUUGUGAGGAGAAGCAGUCAAAAGAAUGAAUAAAUGUGAAGGUUACUGUGCAAGAACAAGCUUUUCUAUUGUUGCUUCAACAACCAUUAUUGUAUAACCACUUAAACCGAAAAAAAUCCUUUCUUAUCCUUCCUGUGUCUGCAGAAUAGAUGGGGUGGUCAUUUCCUUUUUUUGCUUAGUAGCUGCUAAAGAGGAGAAUGUCGCAUGAGUAUGUUUUAUGUCUCAUGCUUUUUCUCUUCAGGUUUUUAGAAUAGCUAGAGUGCUGUCCUUGAUGCCAUGAUAAUUGGUUUGGUUUUGAAGCACUCGAGCCUGUAUUCGCUACCGAGCCUAGCGGUUUUCUUCCCCAUCUUUCAUCUUUGAAGCUCCUACUAUUAUUAUUAUUAUUAUUAUUAUUAUUAUUAUUAUUUCUUGUAGUUCUAUCGUGUGAACUUUAUUAAUUUUUUUUUUCUCUCCAAGAGGGAGUUUAUGUUGUAACUUGAUGCUUACAGAAUGAUGUGUGAUGUUAUAUUCUUAAUUUAUGAAUAAAUUUUGCAUGAUCAAUUGCUUUAUACAA
This is a messenger RNA of Hevea brasiliensis (rubber tree), 2391 nucleotides long. RefSeq lists its product as uncharacterized. The transcript is spliced from 7 exons. The record is from RefSeq and is a predicted model, not a curated record. Gene Ontology annotation, molecular function: iron ion binding; monooxygenase activity; oxidoreductase activity, acting on paired donors, with incorporation or reduction of molecular oxygen. NCBI's taxonomy places the organism in Eukaryota, Viridiplantae, Streptophyta, Magnoliopsida, Malpighiales, Euphorbiaceae. Bases 159 to 1871 code for a protein of 570 amino acids.